AUGGACAGAGUUGACGCCGAACGCGCGCGCGAGUUGUCACUAUUUCGCCCGCUGGGCUACCAAAAGAACUCGUGUGGUUACUGCAAGUCCAAAGAUGGAAGUGAAUCGUACUACGCCAAUUCAACCUCCGUACGCCCGGAACAUUACGAGGACCUGAUUAAUGCUGGUUGGCGGCGAUCGGGGAGCCUCUACUACAAGCAAAAUCUACUGCGAUCAUGCUGCCCCCACUACACGCUACGACUAGAGGCAUCUGCUUACCGGCCCCGUCGUGACCAGCGUAAGGCCAUCAACAAAUGGAACAAGUUCAUCCUAGGCCCCGAGUACAUGCGCAAAGCUGCCCGGCUCUGCCCCCGCACUCGCGAAGAGAAGAAGCACCGCAAAUGCAACUUUGACCUUCUGUCGGCUGUCCACCAGAGCGAGUACGACCAGGUCAAACGGCCCAUCGACCCUGCUACCAAGCGUCCGAUCGAACCGGCGCACCGGUUCGAAGUGAGUUUCGAAGGUGACUCGGUGUCUCAGGCCAAGUUUGAGCUGUUCCGCAAGUACCAAACGGCCGUCCAUAAAGAGGACGUCUCCCACUGGAAACCCAAAGACUUCCAACGCUUCUUAUGCACGGGCCUCACGAGAACUCCCAAUCCACUGACAGACAAGAAUGCUUCAGAGAAGAAACUUGGAUCCUGGCACCAAUGCUAUCGACUUGAUGGCGAGCUCAUUGCCGUUGCGGUGCUGGAUUUGUUACCCAGCGGCGUGAGCUCUGUUUACGUCUUCUACGAUCCCGCCUACGAACAAUGGGAAAUCGGGAAGCUGAGUGCCAUGCGCGAAAUUGCCUUCUCGAUGGAGAACCAGUACCAGUACUACUACAUGGGGUACUAUAUUCACUCCUGCGUGAAGAUGCGGUACAAGGCCAAUUUCCGCCCUCAGUACAUCCUUGACCCUGAAUCUGGCGACUGGGACCCUCUCGAUGGCGAACUGACGGAGAAGCUCAAUUCCCGUUCCUAUGUCUCUAUGUCCCGGGACCGAUCAUCUAAUCCUGCGCCUCUGCCCUCGGAGAAGGAUACUGAUACUGAUCUCAAUGCGGAAGACGUAUCCCUCUUUGAUAUCGGCAUGCCGGGCGUUCUUACACUGGAGCAAGUGAAAGAAUUGGAUCUGGAUCACUGGUUGCUGUUCUUCAACAAUAACUUUGUCCACAUGAACGAUUUGGUUAAAUGGGAGAGCAUGUCGAUGACCGAGCCAAUGUCCAUCAAGGGGAUCAUUGCUGACUUGGCGGCAGUUCUUGGCCCUAAGGUCGUUCGGAACAGUGCAGUGGACUUGUUUGGUUGA
Molecule: messenger RNA, 1320 nt
Organism: Penicillium bovifimosum
Lineage: Eukaryota; Fungi; Ascomycota; Eurotiomycetes; Eurotiales; Aspergillaceae
Product: arginyltransferase
Exons: 9
Coding region: 1-1320 (439 amino acids)
Biological process (GO): protein arginylation
Cellular component (GO): cytoplasm
Molecular function (GO): arginyl-tRNA--protein transferase activity
Source: RefSeq, a predicted model, not a curated record